Messenger RNA from Mya arenaria, 7260 nucleotides. Its product is annotated as complement C3-like. The transcript is spliced from 43 exons. Gene Ontology annotation, molecular function: protein binding; endopeptidase inhibitor activity. NCBI's taxonomy places the organism in Eukaryota, Metazoa, Mollusca, Bivalvia, Myida, Myidae. The record is from RefSeq and is a predicted model, not a curated record. Gene Ontology annotation, cellular component: extracellular region. The coding region runs from base 283 to 5547 and encodes 1754 amino acids.
AGCCUUAAUACAAAAGCUUAAACACUACUAGUAGUUCUAAUUAUGCAAAAAGAGAUCUGACAAGCUUAUGGAAUUAUUGAAAAAUAACAUGAAUUUGAAAUAGGCCAGUUUGUUCCUGAAGGUUUUGCGUUGUUUACAAAUCAUUAAAUGCGAAAAACACUUUACUUUCCUAGAAAUGUUUACAAACUGUGAUGGCUUAUCAGCUGAACUAGCACUGAUUCUUGGAAAUUCGGAGACAAAAAAGCAGUUUCUCAAGCGAUUUUACCACACUUAAAAUUUAACAUGCCAAGAGUGAAGAUGGUUGUUGUUCAACUUCUUAUUAUUAUUUUGUGUGGAUUCCUGAUUCCAGCCUGCUUUGCAAAGAAUUACUGGUAUGUGGUGGCUCCCAAUAUGUUCCGCCUCAAUCACGAGGAAACGCUCGUGGCGGGAGUCCUAGGAACAGGCAACGGUAGUGUUCAGAUAAAGCUACUUCUGGAUAACGUUGAAAUAUCUCAGCAGCAAGCAGUAGUUAUGAGUCAAGAUAACAGCGAUAUGUUUAAAAUGAAGGUGACGGCAGAACACAUUAAUCAGUAUCUUGACGCCGGAUCAAAGAAAAAAGAGCAGAAACCGACCCAUGUUAAAAUGUUGGCGUAUUUCCCGGAUGGAAGCCAUUCUACAAGAGAGAUUUUCAUUGGUUACAAGUCUGGUUACCUAAUCGUACAGACAGACAAACCACUGUAUACUCCCAAGGAAGAUGUGAAUGUUCGUGUUCUUGCAAUGGAUGAAUCUUUGAAGCCAAUACGAGAUCAAAAUUUAUACAUAGAUAUUCGAACACCAUCGUCUGAUAUCGCCAGUUAUGAAGAGGUAAUUGCCUUGGAUCGGAAGACGUUUUCUGGCAGCAUGAACGGCUUUUAUCGUCACAAGUUCCCACUCCCCCCGUACCCACAUAUCGGUGAAUGGACCGUGAAAGCGUAUUUGGCAGGAAUGUACGAUACCGAAACAAUUGUUCCAUUCGAGGUGAAAGAAUUCGUUCUGCCGACGUUUGAAGUGAAAAUAACGAGUAAAGAAGCAUACAUCUUGGAGAACAAAGAGGAUAUUAAAGUGACGGUUGCCGCUAGGUAUGUACACGGAAAGAUGGUACAGGGGUCUGCGGGACUGCAGUUCAGAAUCGUGGAAGAUAAUGGAGCCCAGAAUGACAUGUUCUCCAAAAGUCGAAAAAAUCUCAUCAACGGCUUGACUGAGUUUACUAUCAACGUACGGGCUCUAAAAAAUGCACGAGGAAUGUAUUUUCCUGAAAAUGCUCGCUUGCUUCUUGAGGCUGACGUCAUCGAGGACGCUACUGGCAAAGAAGAAAUAGCAUCAGAGGAUUUCCUUGUAUUCACAAAAACUCCUUUCCGCUUUGAUUUCUCAAGGUCGAAGAAGACGUUUAGGACAGGCAUGAUUUAUCAUUUAAAGAUUGACAUGACCUACGUAAAUGGGCGAAACGCAGCCAAUCAGCGAAUAAACAUUCGUUAUUACGAGGGAACGGAACAAAGAAAUAUGCCUAAAUAUGAAUAUACCACAAAUGAUAGAGGACAGCUAGUGGCACCUGUGUUAGCAGUUGAGCAACAACAGUUGCUUUUCCAGGUACAUCCCAUAGAUUACCCUGGGGAGAUCGCCAAUUUUUACGUCAAACCUUACAUCGGCAACAAUCAAAUGGUCGUGGAAAAAGUUGAAAGGGACAAUGAACAGUUUAUUCAAGCUUACACAAACAUGAAUCCUGUCAGUCGAUUUACUGGAAUUAUGAUGAUGAUUGUUUCACGUGGAGAAAUUGUGUACACCUCAUUCCAUCAACCGACGAAUGAAAUCAACAUUCGAAUGGAGAACCACAUUCUUAAGAAGGUUUCUCCUGGGGCCCGAUUGCUCGCCUUUUAUGUUGACAAACAAGGAGAUGGAAUAGUGGCUGACUCGACAAAGUUUGCAGUAGACCCUAUGUGCAGAGGUGAACCGCUUAAGGUGAAAACCGAUACUGCAACGUUAGACCCCGGUGCAAGUUGUAAUCUAACGGUGACCGGACCGAGUGAUAUGUGGGUCGGGUUCAACGUCAUAGACAAAGCCUUGCUUUUGAUUAAAAGCGGCAACAUUCUCAAGCAGGACACGAUAUUCCAAGCCUUGGACUCACAUGACCUCGGCUGUGGAGCUGGGAGUGGGAAUACUAGCGAAGAAAUGUUCAAGAAUGCAGGAUUAACAAUAUUGACAAAUGCAAACGCCGAUCACGCCGCUCUUACACGAACUAGUAAAUACUGUGACAUAGCGAAACAGAGAGGUCGAAGGUCGAAACUUAAAUGCCAUCCCGGGAUGCAAAACUGUUGUCAUCUCGGGGAAGUGAUUGCUGAUCGUCUGCUUGAGUGGAAGGAUAAUCAACUUGAGUAUAACAAAAUUGUGGUCGAUCUUAAACCUCGCGACGAUUGUAUGGCCAAGGCAAUGGCUAUACGCAGAGAAAAAUAUAUAUCACAUUCAUGCAUCAUCUCUGUAUAUCAAUAUUGUCUGGAACGACUCAGUUCAGAGCUUAAAGACCAAGGCCGGGAGAGAAGAUCCAUUUUCGCUGAUGAUGAUCAGUACAGAAAAGAUUGUUAUACACUACUUCAGCUAGCCAACUCCUUAACGAGAAGAUCGAACUUCGAGACUUCGUUUUUCUUUGAAGAAUACCAACUACGGAAUGGAUUUUUGGAAAAAGGAGUUAAAUUCAGAGAUUCCAUAACGGAGUGGAGUGUUCAAGCCGUCGGUAUAUCGGCAACUGAAGGGGCCUGCAUUGCUGAAUCAGUCGACGUGAAGACCUACAGGCCGUUCUUUAUCCAAUUGGAUCUACCUUACAAAGCUACUCGAUUUGAACGUUUCAUCAUUAAAGUGACUGUUUUCAACAAUUACGACCAGACGCAAAAUGUUAGUGUGUUUCUAAAAGGAGUUGACGGACUUUGCUAUGGCACUUCACCUGGACAAAAUUUACCGCGGACACUUGUUGAACUGGAGCCCAACAACGCCAAGACCGUGUCAUUCUCGGCCAUACCGUUGGUAGCUGGGGACAUUCCUAUCACAGUUUCGUCGUUUGUAGAUUCCAACGCACCUGGGAAGGCCGAUAUCGUCAGUAAGAAGCUUCAUGUUGAGAAUGAGGGCAUCAUGGAAACGACUCAAAUCCACGUUUGUUUGGAUCCUCACAAUCAAAUGGAGGCUUGCAGGAACUCGCCACAAGUGACUGCAAACGAUCAGCUGCAUGGGGACAGAGCAGUUCGAACAUAUGAAUUAGAUCUGACGUUACCUGCAACAGCUUUGCCUGGAACUGGCUCGGCUUCAGCCUAUAUUGAAACUGAUAUUAUGGGCGCAUCAGUAGCACCUUUACUUGACGGCGUGGAUAAUAUGUUUACGGAGCCAACCGGAGAUGGAGAAGUUACUAUGAUGCAAACAGCACCAAUCGUUUACGGGAUGAGGUAUCUCAGAACAACAGGACUGGAAACCACUGCAAAUGUAGAACAGGGAACAAACUGGAUAAAACAAGGAGUAUUGAGAGAAGUUUCGAAAUACCAGAAGGCCGAUAAGUCUUAUGCAGCAUGGAAAAGUCGCCCAACGAGUCUGUGGUUGACGGCAUUUGUUUCAAAGGUUUUCUGCCAAGCCGAAAAGGUAUUAGAUGGAAUUGUGGAGAAGGAAAGUUUGCAAAUGACUCUGAAAUAUAUUGCUAACAAGCAAAAACAAACAGGAAAAAUGGUGGAUGAAAACCCAGUGAUCCAUACAGCAAUGCAGGGCGUCCUUGGUCGUGGUGACUCAAAGGAAGAUCCCUCUUUGACAUCAUUUGUAUUGAUCGCAUUACAAGAGUGCAGAGAAAGCACAGAGGUGGUGGAGGAUGCUGUUUCAAAGGCCAUUGGCUAUUUGGAAGGUUUGCCAGAGAGAAACCUUCAGAACAAAUACUUGUUAGCCAUCACUGCGUAUGCCCUUUCUCUUAGUAACAGUGAACACAAAUGGAAACUGAAGAAUCUUUUGUUGAAAUCUGCAACAGAAACAGACGAUAUGAUGUAUUGGUCCGACCAUAAUCGUAACGAAGCUACGGCCGCUGAUGUUGAAACUACUGCAUAUGCUUUGUUAGCUUUCCUCAAGUUUAGUGACAUUAGAACAAGUGAGAAAAUUGUGACAUGGUUAACGGGUCAGAGGAAAAUCAUUGGUGUUUGGUACACGACUCAGGACACCGUAGUUGCCAUGCAAGCACUUGCUGAGUACAGCGCACGAACCUUCAACCGAAAAGUGAACUUGGACAUUGAAAUCCGGAUUGGACAAUCUUUACAGAAGGUUUCUGUAACAAGUGACAAUGCUUUGAUUCAAAAAGUCAUCCCUGAGCUUCUAGUUAAGGGUGAAAACAACAGGAUCUUGGUCCUUGUUAGUGGCAGCGGGACGGCUAAAAUGAACAUUGAGCUUCGCUGGAACAGGAGAGCACUGUUAAAUGAGACAUGUUAUUUUGACGUAUCGCCGAUAGAAAUCACCGAGGUGAAUCGGGAAUUUUCUGAAUCCUCCAGAGGGACGUUCCGAGUUACAGAUGAGCCAUGCGAUGUGUGUGGACGAUGCCCUGGUGACGACGUAGAAUAUGAAUACGGGAUCGACUUUAAUGACAUAGGAAAACGAGAGGCAGAUAACAAUACACCUCAAAAAUGUGUUGCCUUUGAUGUCAAGACAUUCGAUGGUGAUAAGGCACGUCUCUCCGUCGUGCAUGUAAACCUUGAAACUGGUGUGAAAGCAAUAGAAGAAGACUUUAAAGAGAUGGUGACAAAUGGAGUCAUCGACAGAUAUGAGAUGCCGGAAGAUGGCAAGAGUUUUGUAAAUUUCUAUGUUUCGAUUAGUCUGGUACCUAAGAAGUUAAUAUUCAGACUGGAAGAUACUUUCCAUGGUAAAACCGAUUCACAACAGCUUGCGACUAUUGUUGUUUACGACUAUCACAAACAAGAAAAGAAAUGUAUAAAAUCCUAUAGCAUUGGCGAUAAUCAUGGACAUGAGUCAGUGGCCUUCAGAUGUGACAGAAAUAAUGACCAGUGUGAAUGUCUGCAGACUCAGUGUGUAUCCCCUGUUGAAGAGGAACUGGUCGAUUACAUGGUCAAGUUUAGAAAUCGUUAUAGGGCUAACAGGGUGCACAUGACGAACCCAACUGAUAAGAUCUUAAAUUAUGCUUGCAAUAUGGAAAAGGCGAAUUUCGUAUACAAGGUCACGAUUGAAGAGACUUCUUUGGAUGCAAUUGCACAGAUGAGAUAUGCUACAGCAGUCAUAGACAGUGUCAUCCUUGCAGGAAAAGAGACCCAAUUUCCAGGUGAUGAAAUUAAAUUCAAGUGGAAGCUGAUGUGCAGACACCCAGACCUGAAGAGGGGGAAAACUUAUUAUAUCAUCGGAAAAGAUCCUACAAUCUACAAUGAUUAUGACUACGGAGGCAAUAGAGAGGCUCUCUAUGAACUUAUGGGCACGACGUUAGUUAUUGAUCCAAGCUACACGCAAGUCCUGAAGAGGUUGAUGAACGCAUUUGAAAGAAAAAUGAAGAAAGACAAUGGCUGUUUAUAUUAAUGGGUAGAAGCGUGCUGUUUUUUCUUUAACAGUUAAACAUCAUUAUGACUUGUGAAAACUGCAAUAACACAUAGUAAUAAGCCAUUGCAAGACGCCAUAAGACGAAAAAGACGAAACAUGAAACACGUAUUAUUGGUUUGAAUGUGACAUUGCAAAAUGUUUUUACAUCGUUUUUGUCAUACUAUAUUUAACAAUAGUUUAGGUAACACCGAAAACCCUAUUGUCACGUUCUUGGCUAUAUAUUGCUUAAAGCAGCUGUAUGUGACUUCGUUUUGUAUGGUAUUAUGUAGCAUUGGAGACGAUCGGCAUCGACCACUUUGAACCAAUUACAUAUUGCUUGGUUGUAUGCCAUUUGGAACGCCUUUGAAUACCUUAAACAUUUGAAAGAACUGCUAAGAUUGGUUAUGCAUAUUCAUUGAUAUGUACAUUUGUUAAAGGCAUGAUACUUUGUCUAUAACAUAUAAAUCAUUCGUAUCAAUGACAAUUGACAAGAAAGCGUACUUUUUUCUGUAUCGGACUCGUUGAUUUAUUGGUAUGAAUGAUUAUACUUCAAGAAAAACUUGUGUUAUUUUCGUUACAUAGAGAUUUUGUUGAAUUUAACAUGAUUGCAUAAGUUCAGAAACUUAUGUUAUAAAAAGGCAAGUUAUCAUUGAUUUCAAACGACUGUUCAGGUUUCAUGAAUGUGAUUGCCUUCUUUUGUACUGUAUACCUCAAAAUAAUCAGAAUUUGUAUAGCGAAUCCGUUAUCAUAUUCUCUACAAGCUAAUUAGUCAAACCAUAAACCAAGCAUGCAGCCAUGGUUUAAUGACCAGAACUUAUCUAAAAUAUCAGUCAGGACGGUUUCUGAUUGAUUGCCAAAUGUAAUUAAACCAUGAACCAGCUACAUACAGCCAAGUCUCAGAACAUAUAUAGCGAUUCUUUCAAUACAUUAUCUGAUAGCCAAUGUAGUUUAACCUUAAGCAAUAACAUUAAGCCAUACCUUACAUUACAAAAAUAUACAGAAUCAGCUAGUACGGUCUCUGAUAGCAAAACCACUUAAACAAUCAAUCAUUUACAUUCGGUCAUACCAUCAUGAACACAAUAAAUGUAGAGACGACUCAGCUAGAACGGUCUCUGAUGCUCGAAAUAGUUAUACAAUGAAUAGGUUAUAGUUAGCCAUAUCUUCAUAAUCGGAUUGUGUAUAAAGGAUCAGCUAGUACGUCCUCUGAUAGUCAAAGAAGUAAAGCCAUGAAUAAAACACAUACAGUAAUACGUUAAGGAUCAGAUAAAAUAGGGAGAAUCAGUCACUAUGGUCUCUGAUAGCCGUACUAUUUAAACCGUGAAUCAAUUCUGUAUAGGGUAUAAGCCAGUACAGCAGCAGCAAUAGACAUUAUUCAAAUGUUGACAACUUUCGAUUCAAUCUUGACUUAUUCAAAAGUCGGAAAGUAUCGUCUACCAUAUCGAAGUAGAUGUGGUCACCGACUGCACACCUUCAUUUAUCUCUGUAAUUUCAUGCGUUUAAGCAUGCUGGGUUUGUAGUGAGUUAGUAAAAAACAACAACAUUUUUUUUUCGUUGAACUAGUUAUGAUUGUUGAUUCGUACUGCUUUGUGUAACACAGUGAUAUGUCAUUGAAACAUACGAUUCUUACACUAUCAUUUAAAUCUAGAAGAUGUAACUAACUUUUGUAUUUGCAUGCACUUAUUAAUGUAACAAUGAGAAUUUAAUAUUCUUUGA